Daphnia magna is the source of this 1406-nucleotide messenger RNA. RefSeq lists its product as uncharacterized. NCBI's taxonomy places the organism in Eukaryota, Metazoa, Arthropoda, Branchiopoda, Diplostraca, Daphniidae. The coding region runs from base 163 to 1254 and encodes 363 amino acids. The record is from RefSeq and is a predicted model, not a curated record. The transcript has 5 exons.
GUCAAGUUGUAUCAUACAAAGGCAUGUUUGUAUUCUUUGUAAUUUGAAAUGUUUGAAUAGUAGUUAAUGGUUGCUCACGAAGUCAUCGCUUAAGUUAUAUAACGCCUUGAUAGGAAAGCCGGUUGGAUGUGUCACAUUUAACGCAGUAGGUUUUUCUGUAAGAUGAUGGAUUCCGACGAUGAAGACGUUUCGGAGAACGAUAUCCUCGACUGGUACAAGAGCGAAGUAGCAGAUAUUUGGGAUACGGCAACGGACUCAGCCUUUGCCGAUCUCAGUUCAAAUUUUACUGAGAUGUUUAGACAGGUCAUGAAUGAUGUUAAGCAGAGGAGCCAAUCCAGCCAGGUGCCAAAUGGUCAUGCAGUGGAAGUCAAUGGCCAUUCCUCUGCCAUGAAUGGUGUUCAUGAACAGCAGCCAGAACCAGAAGCUACCACUAACACUGUGUCAGUCAGCACCGACCAGUUGAUGGCAAUGCUUCAGGAUGAAGAUGAUGAUUGGCUCGAGGACAGCAGUACUCCCUCACAGGAUGAAGAGCCGAUGGUUCUCUCUGUCCAGUUAACAGAUCCCCAAAAUCAAACUGAAGAGAACCAAAAAAACGUGAAGGGAGUCAGUCAGGAGAAUAAUCCCCUGGCUGACUCCAUCAUUUUGCAGUUUGGAAACACUUUUCAAACAGUCAUGCCAGCAUCACAUCCCUCAUCCUGCUUCUUUGUUCUACUGACUGCAUUGUACACUGUUUCUUUGACUCACAAACUAUCACAAAUGUGGUAUCUAAAAAAUAUUCAAGACUAUGUCUAUCCUGUCACAAGCCUGUUUUGGCUUGCCUACCCAUUUCUGACAGGUCUGCGUGAAGAAAGUUGCCUCAUCUCAAACCUGUUUGGCGAACACGGACAAAAGUUUGUUGAUCGUCGGUCUUACACUCAAGUAAUCGAACUUAAGAAGGAGAAAUCAACAGUCAUUAAAUCACCGACUGUAUGUUACAGCGGUAGUAUCCCCAUCGUGAAGGAUACCAGCGAUAAACCAAUAUUGGGAGGUAUCAAGGAAAUUCACUCAAAAAUGAGCCGAAAAUUAUUGCAAUUUCUUGGUGGAUUCAUCUCGAACCGAUUCUGGAAUUUGAGUAACCUCCUACCGCACCGAGAACUUCGGGCAUACAGCCAUAUUGAUAGUAUUUGUUCUAUUCACCUCUUUCAUCACUUGCGUAUUCAACUCCCUAAGUUAUGCCUCGAGGUACUCACACAGCUAUUAACAAGGACACACUGAUCGACGGAUGGCAGUUGCACAAAUCUUUACUCAAAGUGUACUACAAUUGGCAAUUGUGGAACCUGAUUCCCGCAUCGAUUAACAAAUUGGGUGGUGAAAUCAGUGUAACAGAUGUCAGUUCGUUUUUAUUAAUACACAAUACAGAAACCACA